Molecule: messenger RNA, 819 nt
Organism: Zea mays
Lineage: Eukaryota; Viridiplantae; Streptophyta; Magnoliopsida; Poales; Poaceae
Product: alpha-L-arabinofuranosidase 1
Exons: 7
Coding region: 1-819 (272 amino acids)
Biological process (GO): L-arabinose metabolic process
Molecular function (GO): alpha-L-arabinofuranosidase activity
Source: RefSeq, a predicted model, not a curated record
AUGAACGAUAUAAGUGGACAGUGCCAACAAGUAUGUGAUACUAUUGUGAAGUUCUACUCUGCAAUAAAAGCAUCCUAUCCAGACAUCAAAAUCAUAUCAAGUUGUGAUAGAUCUGCUAUUUCAUCACACAACCCAGCUGAUUUGUAUGAUGUCCAUGUCUAUACUUCAUCAGGUGAUAUGUUUUCCAAAUCUAGAAUGUUUGAUAACACAGCCUGUAUCGGACCCAAGGCAAUUGUUAGUGAAUAUGCUGUAACUGGAAAUGAUGCUCGCCGAGGAACACUAAUAGCUGCUUUAGCUGAAGCUGCAUUUCUCAUUCUAUCUAUUAAAACUCACGACGUGGUUGAGAUAGCAAGUUGUGCUCCACUCUUUAUAAACGACAAUGACCAAAGGUGGAACCCAGAUGCUAUAGUCUUUAACUCAUGGCAGCACUAUGGAUGUCCAAAUUACUGGAUGUUGCACUUCUUCAAAGAUUCAAGCGGCGCUACACUUCAUCCGUCCACUAUUCAACUACCAAACUACGACCAAUUGGUCACAUCUGCUAUCACUUGGAAUAACCCACAUGAUGGGAACACUUACAUGAAAAUAAAGGUUGUAAAUUUUGGAAGAAAAGAUGUUAGUCUGAAUAUAUAUGUAACAGGGUUGGAAACUGAUAUUCAGACAUUUGGAUCCAUAAAGACGGUUCUCAUGUCGGGUUGGCUGCGGGAUGAGAACUCCUUCCAACAGCCCGACAAGGUGGUGCCGGCGGCAAGUCCAAUAACCAACGCGGGCAAGCAAAUUUCUAUUUUGGUGGACGAGAGGCAUGUUGUGGUGGCAAACUAA